AUGUGCAAGAAGGAUGGACACAAGUUGAGAGAUUGCAACAGUUUCAAGCAAUUGUCACUGGAGAAACGUUGGAAGACCACUCAGCAAUUGAGCUUGUGUCGUCGGUGCUUAAUUCCUCACGGUAAAUGGCCAUGCAAAGCCACGGUCUGUGGCAUUGGCAACUGCGACGCACGUCAUCACAAACUUCUACAUCCCGGAGAUCCUCAACAAUCGACUGCUGCAGUCACAGCGUCAACGAAAAGUCGGGCUACUCCAACAGCGACAUUGAACGUUCAUCGUCAGCUUCCGUGUCCAGUGCUCUUUCGGAUUCUUCCCGUAACACUGUAUGGGAAUAGUGCGUCGAUCAACACGUUGGCAUUUCUCGACGAUGGGUCAUCACACACGUUGAUUGAAAAGGAUUUGGCAGAUGAACUUGGCGUUGAAGGCAAAGUGGAACCCUUGUGCAUGCAGUGGACCAGCAAUAUCAAACGGAUCGAAAGCAAUUCUCAAAAUAUCCAGCUUCAAAUAUCAGGUGUUGGCAGCGAUCGCAGGCAAACAUUGGAUUACGUGCGAACCGUUGAAAGUUUAGAUCUUCCUCCACAGUCUUUGCAGUACGAAGUGAUGGCAGACAAAUUCGACUACCUCAAAGGCCUGCCAGUGCACAGCUAUUCUACUGCUGCACCUCGUAUCUUGAUUGGUGUCGACAAUGCCAAACUGUUGCUGACGUUGAAAAAACGGGAAAGAAAGUACAGCGAACCAGUUGCGACGAAAACGAGGCUAGGUUGGACCAUAUACGGUAAAGCUGAGGGUCUGGCAGUAGCGUCCGAACAUCUUCUCCACCACAUUUGCGCAUGUACGACUGAUCAACAGCUGCACAAUUCAGUAAAAGAUUUCUUCUCCAUCGAAAACGUGGGUGUCGCUCUAGUUCCACAAGUAGAGGCCGAGGAAGAUCGGAGAUCACGUGAAAUCCUGGAGAAAACUACCAUCCGCACAGCAUCCGGAAGAUUUCAGACAGGUUUAUUGUGGAAGUUUGACUGUGUUGAGUUUCCUGAUAACCGAUACGUAGCAGAGAAGCGAUUGGCGUGCCUAGAGAGAAGUUUGGCCAAGAAACCCAACUUAUACGCAAAUGUCAGACAACAGAUCCUCGAUUAUCAGACAAAAGGCUAUGCGCACAAGCUUACCGACGAAGAAUCAAGCAGUAGUGCACCCAAAAAGGUCUGGUAUUUGCCAUUAGGGGUGGUGCAGAAUCCUAACAAGCCUGGUAAGGUACGUGUCGUGUGGGACGCCGCGGCAAAAACGGGCGGUGUUUCGUUGAACUCCAUGCUGAUGAAGGGCCCGGACCUUCUCACUUCGUUAUCAUCCGUGUUGUUCCGAUUUCGUCAACGAGAAGUUGCCAUCACGGGUGACUUGAAAGAAAUGUUCCACCAGAUCAUAAUUCGACCGGAGGAUCGCCAAGCGCAGCGCUUUCUGUGGCGCGACAAUUCAGAGGAUCCGGCGGAGGAGUACGUGAUGGACGUAGCGACGUUUGGGUCAACAUGUUCACCAUGCUCUGCCCAAUAUGUUAAGAACAAGAACGCAGAGGAAUGGAAACAUGUGUACCCGGAAGCUUCAGCAGCCAUAGUGGAGAACACCUAUGUAGAUGACUACGCAAACAGCUCCGAUACAGUGGAUGAAGCUGCUUGCCUUGCCGUAGAGGUGAAAGAAAUCCACGCAAGUGCAGGCUUUGAAAUCAGAAAUUGGCUUUCCAAUUCCAAACAAGUUCUCCAAAGGAUUGGGGAACAAAGUACGGAAUCAUCGAAAAGUUUCAUUGCGGAGAAGUCUACUGACUCAGAGCGAGUCCUGGGUAUGACAUGGCAGCCAGAAAGUGACGAACUUACCUUCGCUCUUAAGUUUCGGCCUGACGUGCAACAUCUCCUAUCGGAAAAUGUCAUCCCUACGAAGCGCCAGGUUCUAAGAGUCGUAAUGAGUGUCUUCGACCCACUUGGGCUUGUUGCAUCGUUCGUUGUAGAAGGAAAAUGCUUGAUUCAAGAUAUUUGGAGAGCGCAAGUGGAUUGGGACGAUCAAAUUCCAGAAAAUCUAGACACUCGAUGGCGAAGCUGGUUGAAGGUGCUCAAUAAUCUCAACCAGGUAAAGAUUCCUCGCUGCUACUUUCCUGGAUACGAACCUCGUAGCCUGCAUAGCUUGGAACUCCACGUAUUCGUUGACGCAAGUGAAGAAGCAUAUGCUUGUGCUGCUUAUUUCCGGAUUGUAGACCGCGGACAAGUACGCUGCACACUUGUGUCGGCCAAAACCAAAGUAGCUCCUCUACAUCCAAUAAUGUCAAUUCCGCGACUGGAACUACAAGCUGCAGUUAUCGGAGUUCGCCUGAUGAAGUCGGUACAGGACAAUCACACGCUACCGAUUAGCCGUCGUUUGUUCUGGGAGAUUCCAAAACGGUGCAGUCCUGGAUUCGUUCAGACCAGCGGAAGUAUCGGCAGUUUGUGGCAUACAGGAUCAGUGAAAUUUUGA
Armigeres subalbatus is the source of this 2487-nucleotide messenger RNA. RefSeq lists its product as uncharacterized. The record is from RefSeq and is a predicted model, not a curated record. Bases 1 to 2487 code for a protein of 828 amino acids. NCBI's taxonomy places the organism in Eukaryota, Metazoa, Arthropoda, Insecta, Diptera, Culicidae. The transcript has a single exon.